AAAACAACCUGGAAACUUGGACACUCCCACUUUCUUGUGCUGGAUAAGUUUCUGUUUCCUGAGAAAUGAACACAUGCUGAAGGAAGCCAUCUGUGAGACGGUUCACUUGCUGAGCACUCGGCACUCUGGUACACCCCGGACCUGCAUCUGCGUGCUUUAACUGUGUCAAAGGAACCACCAACAAUUUCAUAGCAAAUCAUUAAAAGAGGACAUCAUGACCAAACCACAGACUCUAAAUGAACUGGGAGACUUGAAGGAGGUUGGAUUUGGUAAACCUUCUCCAAGACAUGGCCUCAAACUGCUUCACUGGUUUGCUAACAACUGUCUGUAUUUCGAUAACAACAACCAGAUGUGCUGGCGCUACAAUCCGGAAGAAGGAUAUUUUGGUUUCAAAUUUUUUAGAAACAAGACUGGACUUCUGCCUUAUUCAAACCUCAAGUACUACGAGAUGGGCAAUCUGAGAGAAGCAGAAGACCUGCCAGAUUACGUUCGGGAUGAUUAUAUUCAAAACCGUAAUGAUUGUGACAGCAACAAAGAUAGAAUCAUUGUUAGCGUUAAGAAUAAGUGGCUCGACAGAGUCUAUGUGACUGAGCACAACAGCUAUAAGAAUGAUUUCAACAAGAACGCCACCUACUUCAUCAGCAGAGGCCUCAUUACGAAGAUCAGACGACUGACCUUACAAGACUUUCUCUUAACAACUGGGUAUUGGAGAAAGCAAGAGAUUUAUGUUCAGAGAAAUGAACAUACAAUAGUGGACAUGAACUAUGAACAGAAUACUGGGAAUAAGAGGGUGAUAGAGGAUGACAAGCAAUAUGGUUAUAAAGAAUCUAAAAGCCCAUGUAGUUGUACCAUACUUUAAACUCUGGAUGGAAAUGACAAAUGAGAUUUCCGUUAGAAAUCUACAACAGUUAUUUUCACUACUUACACAAACCCUUCAUAUUAAUAUUUCAUAUUCCACCAAGGUGGUGGAAUGAACUUCCCCUAGAUGUCCGUACAGCGGAGUCCCUGACUAUCUUCAAGCGACGACUGAAGACCUUCCUCUUCCUGAAACACUUAAA
Molecule: messenger RNA, 1058 nt
Organism: Silurus meridionalis
Lineage: Eukaryota; Metazoa; Chordata; Actinopteri; Siluriformes; Siluridae
Exons: 2
Coding region: 215-859 (214 amino acids)
Source: RefSeq, a predicted model, not a curated record